ACGCUCUGUCUUGAUGACGUUGUCGGAGGGGCUCUGUCACUGGAGUGCCUGCAGAUUGCGGGGUUUUGGCAUCGCUAGCGGAUCUUCAAGACAGACCGUGUGAGCGCGAGCUUGAAGCAGACGUUUCGGCGUUAACUGGGAAGGUGCUGCGCCUCGGAGCCCCGUUGGAAUCGCUUUUGUAACCCGAACACUUUGCAUGUGCGAUGCUUUUGACUGCAUUAACCCAGUUUGAUUUCAAGGUAAAUGUUGAGGAAACUAUUGAAAUGUUGCCGAAGUCCAGGAAAGCGCUCACCAUUCAAGAGAUUGCUGCUUUGGCCCGGUCAUCCCUCUACGGCAUCUCCCAGGCGGUGAAGGACCACGUGACCAAGCCCACGGCGAUGGCGCAGGGCCGGGUGGCGCACCUGAUCGAGUGGAAGGGCUGGUGCCGGCCCUGCGACUCCGCCGCCGCCCUGGAGUCCCACUUCAGGUCGUACUCCCACCUGAGCGAGGGCGAGCAGGAGGCGCGCUUCGCCGCAGGGGUGGCCGAACAGUUUGCGAUCGCCGAGGCCAAACUCCGGGCGUGGUCGUCCGUGGACGGAGAGGAUUAUGAGGACCUCUGCGACGAAGACGCCAUGCCUUACAGCGACCCCAACCUCACCACGCAGAGCGGAGACUCCUCCCUCUACCCCCAGUGCUCCCACGACCUGUGGCAGGGGCCGGCCUUCCAGCCCGAGGGGCCCCGCCCCUCCGAGGACGGCCCUGCCCCUUCCGGAACGCCGUGCUCCAGGACGGGCGGAGCGGAGGACGUCGCGCCCGUGUCGUCCCCGUCCGACCUGGGGUGCUCGCGGGAGGGCGAGGACCGGCCGGGGGAGGCGGGGCGGGGGGACUGCAGGGGGGUGAGCCAGGACUCGGCCUACGCCCCCUCCAGCUUCCACUCCUACCUGGAGACGGAGGACGAGGGCGAGAGCUCCGACCGGGACGUCCUGCUCCGGAGCGCCGCCCGCCGAAAGAUCUCCGACGAGCCCUCCUCCGGCGCCAUGUCCCUGGAGGAGGAGGAGGAGGAGGAGGAAGAGGAGCACGGACUUCACUGACUUAAAUCCGCCCCCUUCUCCCCCCCAUUCUGAUUUUUUUGGGGGGAUCCUCUGAUCUCUCCAUUCCUCUUCAAAUCAGAGACACACACCGCCCCC
Molecule: messenger RNA, 1166 nt
Organism: Conger conger (European conger)
Lineage: Eukaryota; Metazoa; Chordata; Actinopteri; Anguilliformes; Congridae
Gene: fam131aa
Product: family with sequence similarity 131 member Aa
Exons: 5
Coding region: 204-1070 (288 amino acids)
Source: RefSeq, a predicted model, not a curated record